Molecule: messenger RNA, 204 nt
Organism: Linepithema humile (Argentine ant)
Lineage: Eukaryota; Metazoa; Arthropoda; Insecta; Hymenoptera; Formicidae
Source: RefSeq, a predicted model, not a curated record
AAACCGCGAUGUGAUCGCACGGACCCGAGUCUCAUUUGGGUGGAGAUACACGAGGAGAACAAACGUCACAGUCGACCGAAUAGAGUCCAAAUCGAUUAUCCCGACACGAAAUUUGCUCGAUCGACCAAAGCCAGGGAUUUCUAUAGUCGGAACAAUCUUAACUUAACGUUCAAUAAAAUGGAGCAAGAAGCUUGCUUAGAUUGA